GAAAGAGAGCGAAGAAGAAAUGAUAGCCAAAGCAAAGCAACUACAGGAGAAACUUUAACAGAAAGCAAUACAACUCAAGCAACUUUACAAAUACUCUACCCUAGAGAGCAUACUCUAGAGGUGCAAAAGAUAUCUGUAACUAUACUAGCAAAUGAGGAUAAUGAUAAAAACCAAGAAUACAACUGUUAUAAAAGAAAAAAGAUAGCACUCAACACUACAGCCAACUUACUAACACACUAG
Messenger RNA from Racocetra persica, 240 nucleotides. The record is from the annotation of a GenBank genome assembly. NCBI's taxonomy places the organism in Eukaryota, Fungi, Glomeromycota, Glomeromycetes, Diversisporales, Gigasporaceae.